AUACAAGGAAGUGAAAUUCAGUUGUUGGCCUUUUACAAGUCUAGACUGGACUUUGGUUUUACUUUUAUUUUUCUUUAACACGAGGUGAAGCUGCACGAGACGCGUUCACUCUGCUGCACAGUUUUGAUCAGCUGGUGCUUCUUCACUGGACAAAGAUUCAGAACUUCAGGAUUUUCUUGGACUUUUUUCUAUCCAGUCCAUCGGUUUUCUCUCACUUCUCUUAAGUGAACUGUUGAUGGGGGACGAUCACCAACAGGUGCCGGGAGGAGCCAAGCUCCACAGGAACACUUUGAGCAGACCAGUUCGGACCUUCAGGGUGAAGAUGGUUCUCCUGGGCAGCUCUGGAGUGGGAAAGUCAAGUCUGGCACUGCGAUUUGUCAAGGAUGAGUUCAGGAACACAUCACCGACUGUAGGCUGUGCGUACCUGGCCCGGGUGGUGCAUCUGAAUCACGUCACCCUUCGCUUUGAGAUCUGGGACACGGCCGGUCAGGAGAAAUAUCACAGCGUGACCCCACUUUACUACAGAGGAGCUCACGCUGCGCUGCUCGUCUACGACAUCAGCAAAAGGGAAACAUUUAUCAGAGCUCAGGUUUGGCUCAAAGAGCUCCAGAAACAUUACAUCCCAGGAUCGACGGUCAUAUGGCUGGUGGGCAACAAGGGAGAUCUGGAGGAGGUUCGACAAGUCUCACUACAGGAAGGGCAGAAUCUGGCCGAUGAGAAUGGAUUAUUCUUUACAGAGACGUCAGCGCUGUCAGGGGAACAAAUCAGUGAGCUGCUUCUGGAUGUAGCCCACAGAGUGUACGAGUGUAUCGGAGCGCAGCAGGGAGGUCUGUCGGAGUGGCAGGAGACACCGUUUGUGCAUCUGCAUCACCGAAACACAUCCAAUCCUCUCUCAUCCUGCUGCAAAGUCGGACCCUGACCCUCAGUGACUGUCAAAAAGCAUUUUUCUGCCCGUCUUUGUCUGUUUUCAUCGUUGUAGAGCUGCUCGAGGUAACACGUGGGAUCAAAACAUCAAAUCUAUGGUUUGUAAAUUCUGGGCUUUAACUUCAUGAGAAGAGGUUAAACAAGGAUCUGAUUAUUCCUCUGUGGGUUUUACGAUGAACUCCCCCAGUCUCUGUUUGUGCCAGAUGUUGAACUGAUACCAAUUACUUUCAUACACUGUUUCCUGCCUUUGUUUUUAUAUAUCACUGAUCAAACUGAGCAUGGAUCCCUCAGGCAGAUUCCUGCUGAGUUUCCACAACAGAGUCCGUGUCAGUGUUAAUAAAGACGAUAAGCAUUUGAAGGUCUAACUGUUGGGAGUAUUCACACUCAGCACACUGUGGGGGAAUGACUUCAUUUGGAUGAGCAGAGUCAGAAGUGCCGAAGUGAAAUCUGACAGAGUUAUUGUUUUACUGGAUGUCACUCUUUGUCUGUACUCAGUGUAUGGGUGAUUACACCAGUGAUAUUGCUGUUUUUAAAGAAACAAUUCAAUAUUUAGCAAAAUAUGGAAUAUGGAUACUUUAAGCUGGCCUGGCUCAAGAUCCUCUGUCACCGCCAACAUCUCCAUUAUGAUCAACAAAUCAGACAUAUUCUGAUCAUUGCCAGGUUGAUCAUUUUACUUUUAGUUACUACAAGAACAGGUUUACAUGCACUAAUGCCCCCAAAACACGUCAGUUUUGUCAUUCUGUGUAUCUACAAUAUCUGUUGGACACACUCCUGUCUGACACCUCCUCCUGAAUACUCAGUCUCAUCUGAUUGGUCAGCUCACACAUGCCUGAGUCAGAACAGAUAACAACACCAGCACAGCUGUAUCAAUCAAUUCUUAAGAGCCAAACUAGUUGCUAGGUGUAAAUUACGCAGAUGUAUAUGACAUGGUAAUGUAGUGUGAUGUCACACCCUGUAAGGACACUCCCACACCCUGUAAGGACACUCCCACACCCUGUAAGGACACUCCCACGCUCCAUAAGGACACUCCCACACCCUGUGAGGACAACUCCACACACUGAAAGAUACUCCCACACCCUAUAAGGACACUCCCACACUCUGUAAGGACACUGUCACACUCUGCAAGGACACUCCCACACCCUGUAAGGACACUCCCACGCUCCAUAAGGACACUCCCACACCAUGUAAGGACAACUCUACACACUGAAAGACACUCCCACACUCUGUAAGGACACUCCCACACCCUGUGAGGACAACUCCACACACUGAAAGAUACUCCCACACCCUAUAAGGACACUCCCACACUCUGUAAGGACACUGUCACACUCUGCAAGGACACUCCCACACCCUGUAAGGACACUCCCACGCUCCAUAAGGACACUCCCACACCAUGUAAGGACAACUCUACACACUGAAAGACACUCCCACACUCUGUAAGGACACUGUCACACUCUGUAAAGACACUCCCACACCCUGUAAGGACACUCCCAUGCUCCAUAAGGACAUUCCCACAACCUGUAAGGACAACCCCACGCACUGUAAGGACACUCCCACACUCGCUAAGGAUACUCCCACACCCUGUAAGGACAUCUUCAAGGGACUGAAACAAGCCCAGUUGCCUACAGUACAGCAUUUUGUAUAUUUCCAUUCAGUGAAAGACUAAAUGAACACUGUUUACAGCUGCAUAAAUCCCUCUGUAUUUGCUCCACUGAUGGAGGACUGUUGCUGUUGCAUGUUCUGUUCUGGUAUAAUUAUUUGUAAAUAUGUGAUACAAAGGAAUGUGCUGGACUUUGGAUUACACUCACUCUGCAUGACAACACGCUCAUAAAUUACCAGAAAUAUUGUCCCAACGCUGCAGUAUUGAAAUGGUUCCACUGGUAAAAUACUAUCGAUUUUUUUUCAUUUGGCCGGUUGAAGCCUCCGUAUUAAACGCCUUCUAUCCCCUGCA
Messenger RNA from Acanthopagrus latus (yellowfin seabream), 2872 nucleotides. RefSeq names its product ras-related protein Rab-17-like. Gene Ontology annotation, cellular component: endosome. Gene Ontology annotation, molecular function: GTPase activity; GTP binding. The record is from RefSeq and is a predicted model, not a curated record. Lineage: Eukaryota; Metazoa; Chordata; Actinopteri; Spariformes; Sparidae. The transcript has 5 exons. Bases 236 to 919 code for a protein of 227 amino acids.